Messenger RNA from Solanum dulcamara, 1113 nucleotides. RefSeq lists its product as uncharacterized. Lineage: Eukaryota; Viridiplantae; Streptophyta; Magnoliopsida; Solanales; Solanaceae. The transcript is spliced from 3 exons. Bases 266 to 775 code for a protein of 169 amino acids. The record is from RefSeq and is a predicted model, not a curated record.
AAUAAUUUAUUUAUAGUGAAAAAAAAAAGAGCCAAACACAUUUUUAUUAUUUUUCAAAUUCUUGAAAGUUGUACAAUUCAACUGCAAGAACAUAGAAAUUUUCCAGACACAAAGGAAAAUCUGUUUAAUAACUGUUGUACAGCUUCGAAAAAUCAAAAACCCUAACCCCUCAUUUCAAAUUUUCCAUAUUCUCUCUUCUACUCAAUUAUCAGAUGCACUAUCUACGGUACCCAGUUGAUAAUUGAUUCAAUUUCUUAGUAUAAUCAUGCUGGGUAUUCGCAAAUUUUGUAGACAAAUUCACACUUUGUCUCGUGAAUAUGGCCCCAGCGAGACGUUGAAGAAGAAGGUUGCUGAAUUGAAAGAGAAGAAGAAACGAAAAGAUCCUCGGAAGAAUCAGUUAUUUGUUCAAGUUCCUGAUUCAAGAUCAUUCCUUGAUACUGCUACGAUGCCCAUGAUACUCACUGUCGUUGGCACCGCACUUUUCGCAAAGCUUCUCAUGAUGUAUGAUGACUCGAAGUCACAAGAUAUGAUUGAGCGAAAAAUAAAGAAUGCACCUGCUGGUCAAGGAACAGUUAGGAUGCUUACCCGCGAGGAAUGGGAAAAAGUUCAGGAAGUGCGACCAAGAACUCCAUUUGAAUCUAAACUAGCUCGUCCAAAUGCAAAGCUUAGGACAGGGGAACCUUUGAAGAUGGAAGAUGUCAAGGAUUGGACAAUAGAUGUUAUAACUGAUGCACUAACACGAGCUGAAGAAUGUGCUAAACGAGGAUCGAACUAAGCUUGUAAGUCGAUAAUAGUGGUAAGCUAGUUCAACCACAGCUACUUCUUAUGCUCUUCAACCUCAGCUGCCCAUUUCAACAUACCGUCCUUCGACUAUCGUCUUUCUUACCGGACCACGAUGUCCAAGCUUAUACUUUUCUCUUCAUAGUAAUGUACUCCAUUUCCAUUGUAGUGAUAGUUUUUUUUUACAUUAUUGGAAAUGGUAUACUUUGUCGCGAUGUAGAAGGGUUCGCAGUAUUAACAUUGAAUUGAAAAGUGUGUGUAUACACUUUAAUUCACAAAGAUAAUAUUUUCAUUAAAAAAAGAGAGUUUUUAUGGUAACUCUCUUCUUUAAAA